Meloidogyne enterolobii is the source of this 602-nucleotide messenger RNA. The record is from the annotation of a GenBank genome assembly. Lineage: Eukaryota; Metazoa; Nematoda; Chromadorea; Rhabditida; Meloidogynidae.
AUGGAAAUUUAUCUUUUACGCCGAGCGGAAUGGGAAAAAUUUUACAAUUGUAAUCGAAUUAAUGUUGAGGAUGUACCUUUUGUUGAACGUUAUCAUCCUUUGAAUGGGACAAUUAUUAUAGGGCUUUUUGUAAUUUUCGAGGCUCUCUAUUUACCUUGUCUAUUUGCCAUUUACAAGCACACAGAACAUUCAUGUUAUAAACUGCUCUUUUUUAUUGGAAUAUCGGACAUGCUAAUGCUUCUUUUUCAUGGAUUAGAAUCUGGUGUAUAUAGCUUUACUGGAGAAAUGUUUUGUCCAAAUUAUAAUUUUAAUUAUGUAACAGGAUCUUUUGGAGCAGCACUAUUCGCAUUGGAGACUUCUGCAAAUAUAUUUUUGGCUAUAGACCGUUGUUGUGAUUUUAUUUCCCCAAAACUUUGCGAAUUUUUAUUUAAUGGUAUCCUAAUUACACACAUUUAUUUUUUAUUGUUUUAAUUUAAAGGAAAACGUAUUACUUUUUGGAUAGGGUUUUCAAUCAUAUUUUCUUUUUAUUAUUUCUUUUAUGUAAAUCCUGCAUUCUACAAUGGUGUUUAUAUGAAUUGGUUCAUGAAUCCGUGAGAAAUAUU